CGCGGAGACUCUCCUGUCUAAAACGGAGACGAAAAAAACGCGUUGAGGACUUUCGCCACAGCAUGCGUUUCCCUGAGGUUCGAGCUUGAGAAACAUGUCAGGGAAAAGCGUUGGUCUCUGAGAAAGGACCUUCUCCCGACGAGGAAUGUUGUUGCUCUCGCAGUUUCUCUCGUCCAUUUUCUCUCUGUUUCGUUUUUCACCGUCAACGGAGCUCUCGUCUCCGCUCUCCAUCUCUUCUCUCCUUUCCCUGUGUGCCCUGCCCGACGUCGAUGGCGGAGGACGCGUCAAGCGUAGUCCUGCUGAUUGUCAGAACAAAGUCGUUCACAGCUGAAGUGUAGAACUACCGCGGAUUCGCCUUGCUUUCCACUCGCCGUUCGCAGUCGUCGGAGGCGCUUCCUGCGAAAGCAUCCCUUUUUGCGUCUUCGAACUCUCUUCCUCUCCCUGCCUGGGUCGCGAGAGGAGUUUCGUAUUUUUUGUACGACCUUGAGAGUACCGCCUGACGACUCUGUCUCUGCCCGACAGCGAGAGAGAAGCUGUCUGCUUCCACUCUUCGCUGUGGAUGUGGAAACCUUCCUCCUUCUUUCCUGUCCUUCUCCGUCUCGCUUCCUGCUCAUCCUCCGCGCUCACGGCCUGCGUUCUUCCGGCUCGCCUUCGUCCGUCUGCUGUUGUCUUCCAUCCCUGCUUUUCUCGCUCGAGGCGAAGAACUGGUCGUCCUCGCACUGCCGACCGUACUCAGCUCCUGUCUGCUUUCUGUCCACCCUCUGUCCGCGUCGUCUGUGCUCUCCCUUCGCGCUUCUCUCGAGCUUGAACGUCGGCGCUCUCCCGCUCGUAUGUCUUCGGCAAGAAGUCGAAACAUGGAACAGCCGGAGAGAGAACAGCCGCCGGGCGGCGCAGUGGCGAAGCGCGUCUGUUUCAAACAGGAGCAAGAAGUUAGAUUCGUGGAGAAAUGGGCAGGAGAAGGCUCCUCUCCGCAGGCAGAAGAUCACGAAGACACAGCUGCAGACCUCGACUGUCAGUACUCCAAAGAUGAAGUGGAGAAGAUUCGACGACGAAAAAAGGUUCUGGCGGCCGGUGUUGGCUCCCUCGGCUACGGCGUCGGUGACACAGAAGUCGACACAGUCAAUCUGCGCUCCGCCGCCGUCGCCGCCUCCGAGGCAGACCCAGAAGUCGAGAAGGACGAAAAAGGAAUCGUCUUCGAGCCGUUCAACAUGCGCAGAGAAAUGCAGGAAGGCGUUUUCGACGAGGAAGGGAACUACCUUUGGCGGACGAAACAGCCUGCCAUGGUCGCCGACGGCUGGCUCGACGCCAUCGACGCUGGAGACGCCAGCACUGCAUUUCGCACAGAGGAGGCGCGGCAGCGGGCGCUCUCGGAGAUGUGCGUGGAGGCGGAGGCGACAGUCGUGGACAUCCCGGAGAGUUUGAGAGAACUUGCAGAGCUUCUCGGUGUUGGCGAGUCUCCGACGGACGCAAUGCGCCGCAUCAAGGCCGCCGCUCGGGAGCGCGACCGCGCGUCUGGGGAGGCGCGGAGACAGGAGACAGCGCGGAGAGAGCGGGGGAACAGUGCAGACGGCGCGCGAGAGAGCAAGCGCCGUCGGGAGGAAGAAGAAGAAGACGACGCGUUCUGUCGGCCGACCGCGAAGCGCACCCGCAGAAAGAAGCGCGAAGAAGACUCUGAACACCUGGGAAGCGAGGAACCGGAAGGCGAAGAAAAAGCGAAGGAAGAAGCGAACGCAGAGAAGGAAGAAGCGAACGCCGAGAAGGAAGAAGCGAAUGCAGAAAAGAAAGAAGCGAAUGCAGAAAAGGAAGAAGAGAAGACUCCAGAAGGGGAGAGAGGAGAGAGGCGAGAAGGAUUCGGGAGAAAAGAUGCGCGCGUUUCCAAGCGCAGGGAAGCCAAUGGAGGCAGAAUGAAUGAGGACGAACUGCGCGUCUUCAACGCCAUCACAGACCUCUGCUCCAGCCUCAUGGCUGUCGGGAAGAAUGUUUAUUUUCUCCGGAAAGAGGAUAUUUUGAAUGAGAUCGAGAAGAGCGUAAAACCGGCGACUGAUGACGCCACGGCAGACACGGAAAGUGAAGCCGCGCAUGCAGAAGACGGUAACUCAGGGGAGGCGGCGACGCUGUGGCAGUUCCGCUGGCUGAACAAUCCAAGCGACACCGCCCUCCACGGACCUUAUCCGUCCUCUCUUUUUCGAGCCUGGAUUGAACAAGGAUUCGUUUCGGACGAGACGGCGAUGGAGGUGCGACAGGUCUCUGCUUCCAACGACCCGCUGGACGGCCUGUGGCUUUCGUGGAGAGACGCAGACUUUCGCUCUGCUCGCGAACAGGAGGAAGACGAGAGGCGGCGCGAAGCAGAAGAAGACGAGAGACAGCGCGAAGCCGACAGCGACGAAGAGCGCGCUCAGGCGAGAGAGCGCCGCCGCAAAGAGAGCAAGGAACGAGGAGAGGAAAACCAAGAGGAAGAGGAAGAAGCCAAGGAAGAAAAAGAGUUCAGGAAAAACGAACGCGUGAUGCGAAUGCUCCAGCAGACCUAGGGGGUGGCGCGUUCGUGAGAGGGCGCCGGAGAAACGCCGAGAAAAGAAAAGUGAUGACUGAGACUCGAACCAAAAAGUCACGAUGACACAGGGACCUUUCCCCAUGUAGAUCUUCGUUGCCAUCACUUGCAAAGCUGGAACGAUGUCAAUGCAUCCUACAUAAGUGAACAAGUACUUGAUGCAGAUAUAUAAAUAUAUAUAUAUAUAUAUAUAUUUAUAUAUAUAUAUAUAUAUAUAUGUAUAUAUGUAUACAUUCCUAGAUCUGUUUGAGGAAUCUGCGGGGGUUCGCAGGUGAUAGGAUUUCGUGCUGGAGAAGCGUAGACAUUUUGCUUGCUUUCCGACUUCUCCCUGGGGAUGCGUAAAGAAUUUUCUUCGCUCUUUUCACUUUAAUCGGUCUUCUUCACUCUGUGGAUUCCUCCCCAACGCAAAAAUCGAGCAAAGUACGCGAUCUCGGACAGUGCUUCUCUUCCUUUCUCUUCUGCUUCUCUGUCCCGCUCGUCUCCUUCGCACCGGUCCUCCCUUGUCUCGAUCGUUGUUUCUCUCUCGCCUUCUUCGUUGUUCUCGCUGUCUCUCGCGUUCCCCUUUCUCUUGGAUUUUUCCUUUUUCUCCCUCCGUCUGGAGAAAGGGAUCUGUCUGGACUGCGGCCGUCCAAAGAGCGUAAGAAAUCGAUUCCUCUUGUCAGAGAAUCGCUCGAGAACGGAUUCAAGAAAUGCGGAUGCAGAAACUUCCUGCGCCUCCCUCGUGCCGGCCAACUUCGUUCUCCAUGGCCCCCGCUUGUCCUCACAUCCG
Molecule: messenger RNA, 3317 nt
Organism: Toxoplasma gondii ME49
Lineage: Eukaryota; Apicomplexa; Conoidasida; Eucoccidiorida; Sarcocystidae
Exons: 7
Coding region: 831-2528 (565 amino acids)
Cellular component (GO): U5 snRNP
Molecular function (GO): protein binding
Source: RefSeq, a predicted model, not a curated record